Molecule: messenger RNA, 670 nt
Organism: Fragaria vesca subsp. vesca
Lineage: Eukaryota; Viridiplantae; Streptophyta; Magnoliopsida; Rosales; Rosaceae
Exons: 4
Coding region: 125-670 (181 amino acids)
Biological process (GO): signal transduction
Molecular function (GO): protein binding; ADP binding
Source: RefSeq, a predicted model, not a curated record
AUUGGUUAUUUGGGCCUUGUAUUAAGAGUCUUUGUAGAACAAUUGGGGAAUUUUGAAGAAGCUUUCACCGAGCAUCAGAACCCGAGCCAUUGCAUAUCAUCAGAGAAGGUGUAUCAGUGGAGAGAUGCUUCAAGAAAAGUAUAUUGAUGCAUUCUUUGCCGAUGCUAUUGUGGAAUCUGUGUGCACUAAACUACAACCUAUUGUGGAAAUCAACACCGGAGAUUCGGAAUUAUUUGAAGCAACAAGGCAAGCCACUGUUGAACUUGAGCCGUCAAGUUCGGAGUUGAAUGAAAAUGUUGUAGUUAAAUUAAUAAGACAAGCCACUAUCGAAAGUGAGCCUACAAUGCCAAAGUCGACCAAAGAUUUCGAAGCAGUUGAAGCAGCACCACUAGCCACCAAUGGAAACUCUUCUCAAUUCUUCGGAAGUCCAGCUGAACCAUCUCCUCAGUGGAAGCAUGAAGUGUUUUUAAGUUUUAGGGGUGAAGACACUCGCAAGGGUUUCCUGUCCCACUUAUACCAUGAACUGCAAAAAACGAAAGUAAUUAGAACAUUUAAGGAUGACGAACAACUUGGGAGAGGGAAGGAUAUUUCUCAAACUCUGCUGACAGCAAUUGAAGAAUCAAGGCAAGGAUACAAUCCUGCCAAUUUUUUAUCAUUUGGAUCCCUGUGA